AUGGUGGGGAAUGCUGUUGGCAAGCGGGUGAGGACGGGCUGCAUGACAUGUCGGGGCAGACGACGAAAGUGUGACGAACAGAGACCUAAAUGCGCCAAUUGUGUUGCAAAAGGCCUCCCUUGCCAGUACGGUGGCAAGUUGACCUUCGUCGCUUCCAAGUACCAGAACCAGCCAGGAGACGCAACAACCAGAGCUCGAGGUUUAGAUCCAGCAACUCCGUCUGGUAACACCAAGGAUGCAUCGCCGUUUUUAGAGUCCAUCGAACUUUCGUUCCACCCAGAUAUCCCCAUUGUGGGCCCUAAUGACUUUUUUCAGCCCGUCAUUGCUGGAAUUGAACUCACCUCCGAAUCUCAGAAACUUAGUGAUCAAAUUUUCAACAUUCCUCAACAGCAGAAGGAGGGAUAUUCUCACCCCUCCCCAUCCGAUACACGAAAUCUCCGCCGUAAGCUCUACGAAUUGGAGCUGCUGACGUACUAUCGCUACGAUGUAGCGCCGGUCCUAGAUCUUGGCCUUGGGAGUUUGUGCUUUGGCAUCGGACUGUUGCUCGAGUCCAAAACAUCUGAAGCAGUAUAUCAUGCUGUUCUUGCUGUUGCUAGUUGUCAACGAGCUGCGAAGAAGUCUAGCUCUACUCAGGUGGACCAAGCUACCAGUAUCACGUCUGCACAUUUGGCUAGGGAUGACUCCAAGACCAGGCAUGGUAGAUUUGUGGCCCCAAGCGACCUGCUCCUUUGGAUGAACGUGUGCUCAUCACCUGUUGAGCAAUGGUCCACUCUGAGCUCUCUAAUUCUAGGUCAUGCAAGGAGCGGCAUCGGGUCUUUGGAGAGGUGGCUAUUAUUAUCGCGACUCCAUUGUGGAACCAAGUUGGUUGCGCUCUCAAGAAGCUCGCAUACUGAGUCGCUUCCCCCCCCUCCUCAGAAUACAGCAGAUGAAAAAUCUCACCCAGCUUUGACACAGCUAGGAGAAAGCCUUUGGUUACUCGAAACUACGUUUUCUUUAUUGCUCUCUGACGUACGGCCAUCCGAGCUGCCCACUGCCCCAACCACUCAGAAUUGGUGUGCUCAAUGGCACAAAGUCCAAAAGUGGUAUUUGACGAGGAAUGAUGAAAUGCGUCAGAUAUUUGAAGUGGCCAACGAAGGCGACCUGCAACCGCAAGAAAAUGCUGAAUUUCCUCAUAUUGUAUUCAGUAAUUCUUGCGCAAUUGUUGCGAAUGUUGCCCACCAUGUGACCUCGCUCCUGCUGCUGCAAAGCAAACCUCGGUUAACAAAACCGGUCACCAGGUCAAUCUCAUCGAGCUCUUCUCUCUGGCAUGUUCACAGAGCGAUUGGCAUUAUUGCAACUGCAACAGGUGGUGGAACCUGGGAUCCAUUCACCACUGCCGCUUUGCUGUACUGCUCCUGGAAACUUAGCAGUAGUAAGCAGAUUCGCUCGGUGGCUAAUACAAUGAAUCAAAUCCAAAGCUCAUCAGGUUUAAAGCUGGAAAACCCGCUUUCUGACCUCGAUAGGCUAGCUAGAAGCAGAUAG
Molecule: messenger RNA, 1521 nt
Organism: Exophiala aquamarina CBS 119918
Lineage: Eukaryota; Fungi; Ascomycota; Eurotiomycetes; Chaetothyriales; Herpotrichiellaceae
Exons: 1
Coding region: 1-1521 (506 amino acids)
Biological process (GO): positive regulation of transcription by RNA polymerase II
Cellular component (GO): nucleus
Molecular function (GO): zinc ion binding; transcription cis-regulatory region binding; DNA-binding transcription factor activity, RNA polymerase II-specific
Source: RefSeq, a predicted model, not a curated record